Messenger RNA from Canariomyces notabilis, 2985 nucleotides. Its product is annotated as Pkinase-domain-containing protein. Gene Ontology annotation, biological process: protein phosphorylation; mitotic spindle organization. The transcript has 4 exons. Gene Ontology annotation, molecular function: protein binding; ATP binding; protein serine/threonine kinase activity. The record is from RefSeq and is a predicted model, not a curated record. Lineage: Eukaryota; Fungi; Ascomycota; Sordariomycetes; Sordariales; Chaetomiaceae. Bases 1 to 2985 code for a protein of 994 amino acids. Gene Ontology annotation, cellular component: nucleus; cytoplasm; spindle pole body.
AUGGGCGCUAGAGGCGGCGUUGACAUGGAGGCCCUGUCCCCGAGGGAUGCGAAUGCUCAGCGGGUACCGCGAGUGAAUGAGCUGAAGACUAAGGCAGCAGCUCAGCUCAAGACGGUCAAGGACAAGGAGCAUCCGCCUCCGCCACCAAACAAUGUCGUCGAACCGCCCAGCUCGGACCGUAAAGACGGUGCCGUGUACCAAGUCGGAAAGCUUUUGGGGAAGGGAGGUUUUGCCAUCUGCUACGAGGGCAAGGCGGCAGGGACGUCGAAAAGAGUCGCCCUAAAGAUUGUCAAAAGCCAAAUGCCGACGAAGAUGGAGCAAAAGUUCCAAACGGAACUUCAAAUCCACUCCAAGAUGCGUCACCAGAACAUUGUGCAGUUCCACCGUGCCUUUACGUUCGAAAACUGCACCUACCUAGUCCUGGAACUAUGCCCUAACGGCUCACUUAUGGACAUGGUCAAGCGGCGCAAGGGGCUGACAGAGCCUGAAGUCCGAUUCUACACAGUCCAGAUUGCUGGUGCCAUCAAGUACAUGCACGCAAAAGGAAUCAUUCACAGAGAUCUAAAGAUGGGCAACAUUUUCCUCGACAAACACAUGAACGCAAAAAUCGGGGAUUUUGGCCUUGCUGCCCUGCUUCUUACGGGCAAGGACAUGCAGGUCAUGCGACGGACAACGUUGUGUGGCACGCCGAACUACAUCGCCCCAGAAAUCUUGGAAAAAGGCAAGAAGGGCCAUGACCACAUGGUCGACAUAUGGAGCCUGGGGAUUAUUGUGUUCGCGAUGCUUACUUCCAAGCCUCCAUUCCAAUCCUCCACGACGGACGAGAUUUAUCGCCGCGCGAGAGACCGAGAUUACGAGUGGCCGUCAUCUGAAACCUCGCAAAAGUACAUCAGCCAAGAGGCAAAAGACCUUGUCGCAACCAUGCUCCAGGACGCCGACAGGAGACCAGACCCGGAUGCGAUAGUGGGCCACCCCUUUUUCACCUCUGGAUACAUGCCCAUGGCUUCGGAUAUCACAUACAAGUUGCGAGAUCUUGCACCCGAAAACCCCGCUUUUUACGAACCCCUUGCCAACUCGAAGAUGGAAGCAAUCAACCUUCGGAACGUCCAGGAGAUGUGCCGAGAAUGCGGUGUCGGGCCGUGGUCGCAAACACAGUUGGUGUUCAAGAAUAUCUGGAGGGAAAUGGCGGAGGAAGAGCAGAACGGUCUAACACCGGUCAUUCCGCUGGCUGAGGGCGUCGUCUAUCGGCCGUUUGACGAAAUCAAGAAUGAGCAGAGACUCCAGGCUCGGCUCGCAGCACAACAAACGACCCAACAGACUUUACAGCUUGCCGACAGAACCGAGGAGCUUAGCAGCUUCAGUCAGAGUAUCCAGGUGCCUCAGGUCCCGCAAGUCCCGAAGGCGCCACCAGGUCUGCUUCGUGCUCCGCCGCAGAGCUUCGCAGCUCAGCAGAGAGCGCAACACAGGCCAGCCAAUACGGCAGGUAUCUCCAGGGCGCAAACCGUUACUGAGCCCGCGUCUAGACAGAUGAACAGUCUGCGGUCAAGACAAACACGAGAGGCGCCGGCAUCUACCGGGCAAACUGAGGCUGUUCCGAACCCAAAGGGCACAUCACGGAGCCUUCGCAGCCAGGCCACGUCUACAAGGAGCCAGACGUCUGUGGGUGCGGAACAAGGCGCUCCCCAAAGGCGGCCGUCCGCCUCAACGAGGCAGAAGGCUCAAGAGGAGAAGCUGUCUCUGUUUAGCCCGUCGGAGUACCAGGAAGUGGUCCCAGGCACCAGGCCGGAUGUUGUACUAGACCGCCUCCGCAAGCUGCAAGCUGAACUCGAGAGGGCCCUCAAUUCUCGCAGCAUGGCAAUCUUGUCCUCCAGGGAGAAGACGCCGUCGCCACCUCAGAUUGUAGUGAAAUGGGUUGACUACACCAACAAGUUUGGUUUGGGCUACAUAUUGAACGACGGGAGCGUCGGCUGCAUUCUCCGAAGUAUCCCGGCGCAGGAUGGAUCCAAGUCUGGCAUGUUGCCUCCUGCCUGCUUGUUGGUGCACGGGGCAGAACGGCACUGCCAGCGCAAGGACGAGCCGGGCUACAGGGACAGGCACCAGAUCGUGCCCAUGAACGAAGGGAUCUAUUUUUACGAGAACAAUGGCGAGGACGGCAUCUCCCGCGUCCGAGUCGCGCCAGAAAGCUUUGUUGUGCCGCUUAACCCAGAUGGCACGGUUGGGAAGCUGUCCGCUGGGAAGGAUAUCUAUGACCACCGCAAGCGGGAGAGAAUUGUGUUGUGGAAAAAGUUCGCCAACUACAUGAUAACCUACGGGCGGGAGAUGGAGGGCCCUGGACAGACGGAGGAUGCGCCCAUGCGGGUUCCCACCAUUACAGAUCUAGCAUCUGCGCCCAGUGACGUUGUAACCUUUUAUCAGCGUUUUGGCGACGUCGGCUGCUGGAUGUUCUGUGACGGGCAUAUGCAGUUCAACUUCCCUGACCACACCAAAAUCGUCCUCGACGCAACCGGGACGUGGUGCCACUUCUGGCACUUGCCGCAGGACGCGGCCAAGCGUUUACAAGAGACCGGUUCCCUCGCGGAGUCGGCUCUCGACGACCGGGCGGUUCUCUCCUACCCUCUCCAAACCCUCUUAAACUUUUCCACAGUCCCCAAAAACACGAGCAACCCGACCCGCCGCCGCCCGGAAAUCAGCCCGGAACUGCAGGGCAUCCCCGCGGCGAACCACUUCCGGCAAAAAAUUGAGUUCAUCCGCGACAUUGUGCGCGAGUGGAACGCCAACGGCGGCAUCGGCAACAGCGACAUGAGCCGCGAGCGGCGCCUGCGGUGGACGGGCAUGCGCGAGACACGCAAUGUCCAGAUUCCUGCGAAACAUGUCUGGGUCACCAUCGGAGCGCGCCGCGGGGAUGAGCGCCUGUCGGCGUAUGUUGAUCCGAGGAGGCCGAGUGAGAUUGGGCCGGAUAUUGAUGAGACGAGGAAGCGGAGCUGA